Molecule: messenger RNA, 3390 nt
Organism: Daphnia pulex (common water flea)
Lineage: Eukaryota; Metazoa; Arthropoda; Branchiopoda; Diplostraca; Daphniidae
Exons: 3
Coding region: 1-3390 (1129 amino acids)
Source: RefSeq, a predicted model, not a curated record
AUGUUAGCGACAAAGACGACAGAUAACCAAAGUGAAGGCACUACUUACCUUUACUUCACUACCACUAGAGCACGUGCCGCAAUCUCGGGUGGCACUGACGUAACUAUCACAGAUGGAUCAAUUGCUAUUGACCAAACUGUUGCUACUACCAGUAACGUAACAUUCAAUAAUCUAACGCUUGCCGGUGAACUUCGUGGUCCUGCUACGUUCACUAUUGACCCUGCCGCAGUUGGCGAUAACACUGGUACCGUAGUUAUCAAGGGCAACCUACAGAUUGACGGUACAACCACUACAAUCAAUUCUACUACACUAACAGUAGAUGAUUUAGUACUGACUCUUGGUGGUGACACUGCUCCAACAAUCGACGAUACGUUUGAUAAAGGUAUUGAGUAUAGAUGGUUUGAUACUCAAGCACGAGUUGGUUUCUUUGGCUUUGAUCGUAGCACACGUAAACUAACAUUCAUUCCUCAAGCAUCUUUAAGUUCUGGAGCAUACUCAGGAACGACUGGUGAAAUUGACGCUAAGGAUGAUUGGUCUAACAUUCUAAACAAGCCCACGACAUCUACAGCAACUUCGACCGUUCUUGGUAUAGUAAAGUUAGUUAGCGAUACUGCCCAGUCUAUUGCCGCCAAUGCCGUCUCAGCAACAGCCUCUAGAACGUAUGGUUUCCAGUUCAAUGCCUCAACUCAGAUGGUCGUUAACGUCCUUUGGACUGACACUACAUAUGGCAUCGCAAUCUCAACGGUACCUGGUCUAGUGGAGUUAGCUAGCGAUACUGCCCAGUCUGUUGCCGCUAACGCAGUGACGGCAACUGCUUCGAGAACGUACGGACUCCAACUAAAUUCGGCUAGCCAAGGCGUAAUAAACGUACCUUGGACAGACACAAUUUACAAUUUACCUACAGCGACUUCUACCGUCCUGGGCGGUGUGGAACUGUUUAGCGACACUGCACAAACUGUUGCGGCAGCUGUGGUAUCAGCGACUGCAAGCCGUACAUACGGUAUCCAACUAAAUGCCGCUGGUCAGAUGGUCGUUAACGUACAUUGGGUUUAUUCUAAUACUGUUAAUGGUGUUAAUUGGGAUGGUAAUUCUUCAGUAUUAGUUGCCUCAACUGGCAGAACCAGUCUUGGCGCAACCACACUUGGUAGUAACUUAUUGACCUUGCCGAACGUAGCUGCAAUUUCCUUUCCUAGAAUUAACGCUGAUAACACAGUAAGUUCACUAUCUGCCUCGGCAUUUCGCACUGCUAUUGGUGCUGGUACAGGUACAGUCACUUCAGUGAGCGGCACGGGAACGGUUUGUGGACUCACAUUGAAUGGCACAGUCACAGGUUCAGUAUCUAACUUUGAUGGCUAUCCUACAUUUAGAAGGAUUGUGAAGGAAGAUUUACCUACAGUUUCCACAGCAUUCAACGCAACUAAUGCCGGCGGAAUUAGUCCUACAUACCAAAAUGUAGGUAAAUUUGUAGGAGGAGUAAACUUUAAUGAGUUUAAUUAUUGGUGGGGAGGGCUUUCUCCUUUUACUACCAAUGUCUUUGAGAUUAGAAUUUGCUCUAACAACCAAGCUGGUAAUGCAAGUUCCAGAUCGGACAUAGGUAUCUAUAGAGUCAAUUUUGUGGGCCACGGCGAUGCAAAUUAUAGCAACACAAGGAGUGCGGUUCUUACUACGGUUGUUCCAGCUGAGUUUGUAUCUUUAAAGAUUGCUAUUGAUGACACUGGUUUAUUAUGGAUUAGGGCUAGUGGUAUGGCUGGACCGUCAGCACGAAUGGCCAUUUAUUCGCUGAGUGAUCUUCCGUAUGAAGGGAUGUCAGUACUUACAACCUCAAGUACCACUCUUGCUCCAAAUAAUGCUGUAGAAGUUAAACCAGAGCAAAAGUACUAUAGCAUAAACACUGGCAGUAUUGGUAAUACUUUACCAACUUAUAAAUUAGAUUUUUCAGUACCUAUAAGUACAACCGAUAGUCACCAAAUAAGAUUUGGUGUAAACAACGGCACAACUAGAACUGGUGGUGUUGGUGGUACAACUGGUGGUAGUUCAAUACCGGGUGGCGGAAUUGUUUUUGCUCCUAAUUACACUGGAUAUACUAAGCGUUCUGCUGGUAUGCUACAAGUCGGAGAAGGUAACUAUUUCCGUUCAGGUCUUGCAUUCUAUGUAAACAACGUUACCGAUCCGACAACUGAUUGGUCAGAAGCAUUGCGAAUUAGUAGCAACAGUAACGUUGGUAUCGGUAUCACUGCCCCAACACAGCGUCUACACGUAGUAGGCUCAAACUCUGGCACUGGUGGAUACACUGGUAUAUUUGAAAAUGCGACCAAUGGCACAAGCAAUGGCGGUGGGUACUUAAUUCAGAAUAAUCAUAGUAAUCAUUCAUGGGGUGCAGUAGCUGAGUUUAGGACACUCACUGGUUCAGGUGGUGCAGAUAGACCUUCGGUUAUAUUUUCGUCAGAUAAGGCAGCAAUCUCUUGGUCUGUGGGCUUUGUCACUGGAAGUGACAACAACUUUAGAAUAUCUAAGAAUCAUGGACACCGUGCGUUCGAGGGUUCAUGGGCUAAUACUAAUGGUGGGUGGGGGCAAGAGUAUCUUACUAUCAACACAGACGGUAACGUUGGUAUCGGAACUUCUGCACCGGCAGGAAAACUACAUGUAGUUCCAACAGUCGGCGGAUAUGGUUCUAUCGUCUCUGCUGAUCUUGCUGCGACGGGUGUAGGAGCCCAAAUUGAAAAUACCAACUGCGGCGCAAAUUCAUAUGCCAUACACAGUGUUCAAAGCCCGUAUACUAGUUUUAGUCUUGUAGCCAGCAACGGCUCAUCUCCAACCGGUACUGCAUAUAGUGCAAUUGAAGUUGGCAGUACAGAUUUUUAUAUUAGAGGAGGUCAAACCAAUAAAGAUAUCUAUAUUGCUACAAACUAUAAUCAGAAUGCAGUAAAAGUAUCUGGCGCAGAUAAGAGUGUGAAACUCUAUUCAGUAGUCGCAUCAACUUCAACUACCACUGGCGCAUUAGUAGUUGAUGGUGGAGUUGGUAUUGCUGGUAAUGUUAAUGUCUCUGGCACUUUGUCAGCAACAUCUAAGUCAUUCUUUAUUGAUCACCCAACUAAACCAGGAAUGAAGCUUCGUUACGGUUCUCUUGAGGGACCUGAGAACGGUGUCUACAUUCGUGGCAAGUUGAAGGGUAAGAACAAGAUCGAGUUACCUGAGUACUGGACAAAACUUGUCGACCCCGACUCUAUCACAGUCACAUUGACACCUAUCGGCAUGAACCAGAAACUAUAUGUAGCAGACAUUAGUAAUAAUGUGGUUACUGUUGCGAAUGAAUAUAGUGAAAUCAAUUGCUUUUUCGUCGUAUACGGUGAGCGUGUUGAUAUUGAUAAACUUGUGGUGGAGAUCGAGUGA